Microbotryum saponariae is the source of this 1387-nucleotide messenger RNA. The record is from the annotation of a GenBank genome assembly. NCBI's taxonomy places the organism in Eukaryota, Fungi, Basidiomycota, Microbotryomycetes, Microbotryales, Microbotryaceae.
AUGUCUUCCUCGACGCUCACCCAAACCCUCCUCGUACGUCUCCCCACUCACAGCCCUCUCCAUCCACGCAAGUAUCUGACCCCACAACGGAUCUUCUCCGCCGACAGCUCUUUCUAGCCCCCUUCCUACUCCCUCGUCUGAUCCGCUUCGUCACAGCCUUCCUAUAUCCCAAAGCCGCCCCACCGCACGGCAACGAUACCCUUGCCUCCUCCCCCUUCCUCUCGACCCGCCACAUCGAACCCGCGCUCCCCCCUCGGCUCAAACUCGCCCGCCUCUGUCUCGUGACCGUAACCAUCUCGAGCCUCCUUGCUCGAUCUCUCAUCCCGACGGAUAACCUGUUUCUUCACCUAGCGCCUUCGAGAUCGUUAUCGCAGACGUUUUUCCCCGUCCUGAGGACCCCGAUCGAGUUGAAGAUUUCGACAAUGAGAUUGCAGCAGCUUUGGAGUCGGCACAAGACUUUGAACGAUCAGGUGCGUUCGAGAAAGACAAAGGGACACCUCCGCUGCGCUGACUCUUUUCUCAUUCCCUCCCUUCCCCCCCACACAAAGGACCAUGCGCUCCUAUCCCGCCUCUCAACCCUCGACGCGCGCGAACUCUACCUCUCCUACGGCCCCUCCCCUCUCCUGCACUGCACCUGGUGUUCCCCCACCUCCUCCUUUGACUACAUACUCGUACUACUCCCUUCCAUCGCCCUGAAAUAUCUCAUCAUCGCAACGAUCGAUUCGAUCCUUCUCAUGGGUUCACAGGGGAGGAGAAAGAGGUGGAGGGUUUAUGUUGUUGGCGCGCUGGGGGUGGGGUUUGCUGGGGAGGUGUAUGCGAGGUGGAGUAAUGUUGGGUCCGGGAACGUGAUGAUGGUACGUUUCUUACUCCCCAUCUCGUCGUGGUGGAGGAACAUCUGGCCGACCUCAAGCUGACUUGCCCAAAAUACGAAUCCCAGAUUGAUGCUUUCCUCCACCUCCUCAUCCCUUCCCUCCUUUGGGUCCCCACCCUCUUAGCGUCCUACCUUCUCCCUCCCUCCCCCAUCCAACCGACCACUCCGACCCUCCUUCAACCGCACCUCCAAAACCUCCUCUCACUCUCCCAAACCUCCCUCUGCUCCAUCCGUAGCACACACCUCCAUAAAAUGGCCCUGAUGACCCAUUACGAGACGCGCGAAUUGGUGCAUGGGUUUUGGGAAGGGCAGGAGAGGGAAUUACGAUGGGCGAAGGGGGAUAAGGUUUUGAAGGAGGUUUUGAGGGGGGUGGAGAUUGGGGAGGAGGAGAGGAGGGGAUUGGGAUUGGGGAAAGAGGAUAGGGACCGGAUGAGGAAGGUGUUUGGGAUUGGAUGUGGGGGUCAAAGUGGGAGUGAUGGUAUGGGUAAUGGGGGGGUUGGUGGAGAAGGAGAUUGA